Molecule: messenger RNA, 1342 nt
Organism: Xyrichtys novacula (pearly razorfish)
Lineage: Eukaryota; Metazoa; Chordata; Actinopteri; Labriformes; Labridae
Source: the annotation of a GenBank genome assembly
AUGAGUUCCGUGUGUUUACUCCUUCAGCGGCCGUCCCUCGGAGCUGCCCCGUGGUCACAGCCGUCCACAGCACGCAGCAGCCCGGACUCCAACGGCAGGUAGGUUACCAGUGCGAGUGGAGCUCUGUGUUCAGUUGUCAUUUUUCAUUGAGAUAAAUGGCGCGUUUACAAGUUAUAGGUGACGUUUUGGCUUUAUUAUAAAGUAUGUGAGACCCCAUUUCGUGAACCUGUCCUAGAGUGUCUUGUUAUCAGUUACACCGACAUCUGUUUGAUAAGGCUCGGCUAAGCUAACGCUCACAGUGGACUGAAGCUAAUGCUAGCGAGCUCAGCCUGUCCCAGUGGUUGCUAGGCGACAAUAGCUGCCUAUCUGUGAUAAUGCUCACUGUAAUGAGUUUAAUGUGUUUCUUGAAAGCGUAGAUAAUCCUGUUAGAGUGACACUCAGACUACAUCAGGUCACGAAAUUGCUAGUUAAUUGUCGGUUCGGGGCACAUAGUUGAAAGAUUUUUAUUUGACGUGAUUUUCCUCACUCUUGUAGAGACCCUCCAUGCAAACAUUAACUAGGAAGUUAAGUAGUCGCCCAUGAUAAUAAUAAUAUCUGUUGUUGUCAAAGGAUUACUUUUGACCCCAACAGAGCCUUUAUAGUUACUCUACUGUAUGUCAAAGCAUGUGAUAGUGUGCUUUGACUUGGCUCAAUCAUAAUCAGACUUUCUUUGUGUCCUCCCUUUCUACAGACAGAAUUCACUGUGGAGACCCUGGUUAUCCAGCUCUAAGGACCGACCAGAGCGAAGCCCCCGGGAUACACUUUCCUGUGUAAGUUACACCACGCAACAUUGAAACUUAUUUUACUCUGUUUGAGUAAAAGCCUGAAAUGUUUGAGUCUCACGCCAAUAUCCAUUCAUGUUUCUGUCUGUCUCUCCUCAGCCGUACUCCAGAGCCACAGUCCCUGGCCGCUGCUCAUCAGAUGGGAAACCUCAGGCCUUUCAGCACCCUGUCAGGUCAGUGUCCACUCUGUUUCAGUGGGUGUAACACUUUGUGUGUUAGCUUCACACUCUUUCACACAUCAGGAAAAACUGUACAGUCAGCCUCACGAACCUAUGUGUUUCAUACUUAACAUUCAUCCUCUCUGCCCAAACAGGCUCUUCUGGCCCAAAUCCAAGUCCUUCGAUUAUCUGUAUAGUGAUGGAGAGGCCCUGCUGAGAAACUUCCCUGUUCAAGCAACAAUCAGCUUUUAUGAAGAGAGCGACAGUGAGGAUGAAGAUGAAGAAGAAAAGGACUGGGAAGAGGAGGACAGCAACACCCAGGAGUGCCUCAAACAGCAGUGUCAUUUCACAUCUUGCAGCUGA